Molecule: messenger RNA, 1401 nt
Organism: Ostreococcus lucimarinus CCE9901
Lineage: Eukaryota; Viridiplantae; Chlorophyta; Mamiellophyceae; Mamiellales; Bathycoccaceae
Exons: 1
Coding region: 1-1401 (466 amino acids)
Molecular function (GO): 5'-3' DNA helicase activity
Source: RefSeq, a predicted model, not a curated record
AUGGCGUUGAAGGAAGUGCGAGAGCCGUUGAACCCAAGCCAGCGCGUCGCCGUGAAAAGCGCGCUAAGCUCUUCGCUCGCGGUUUGGCAAGGUCCGCCCGGUACGGGUAAGACUCGCACGCUCAUAGCGUACAUCGGUGCUGCCGUACACCUGGCGUCCAUCCAAAAGAGGCGAGGAAGGGGUCCGAUCGUUCUCGCUUCCGCUGCGUCGAACGUAGCCGUGGAUAAUAUCCUCGAAGGACUGGCAAAAGAAUCUUUCAUCGUCGAUGGACGACCGCUGCGAGUCGUGCGCGUGGGAGCGCCCGCAAAGGUGCAACCUUGGCUUCAGCAACUCACGCUGGAUGCUCAAAUCGCGUUGCACCCUCUCGGGCGUCAAGCGGCGGCCAUGCGUGAAGCUAUCCGAGGACAAUCUGGUCCAGCGUUUGCUCGCCAGCGCAAGCAAGCGACGCAGUUGGAACUGACGGCUGCGAAGAGCAUAUUAAAGUCUGUGGAUGUCGUGUGCACCACAUGCGUCGGCGCAGGCGACGAGUUACUGGAGGACUUCACGUUCCCAGUGGCUGUCGUGGAUGAGGCGACACAAUGCACCGAACCAGGAGCGUUAAUCUCUCUCACGAAAGCCUUGAGCGCCGUGCUCGUGGGUGAUUCCAAGCAAUUGCCUCCCACGGUGGUGUCUCGUGACGCCGUCGACGCUGGCUUACAAGUUUCAAUCUUUGAGCGCAUGGAGAGGCUCGGGGUGAAGGUGUCUUUGCUAGACAUGCAGUACCGCAUGCAUCCGCAAAUCGCCGAAUUUCCGUCUCUGGCGUUUUACAAAGGGAAAGUAGGAUCGGUACCGACGCCGCAAGAUCGUCCGUUGGUGCCGGGUAUCGCUUGGCCGUCGCCGAACGUUCCAGUAGCCUUCGUAGAAAUCUCCGCCCCUGAAUCGCGAGCACCCGAUGGAAACAGUCUGUAUAACGUCGGAGAAGCGAAGAUGGCCAUCGGUGUGGUGAGAAAACUUCUCGCGGCGGGCGAUUUAGCGGGACCCGGGGACAUCGGCGUCAUCUCGCCGUACGCCGCGCAAGUUCGACGGUUGCAAGAAGAAUACGGCGUAGGAGGAAGUCCGAAACGAAAUUACUUGGACUACACCGAAGAGGAUAAAAUAGAGGAGCUCGAAAUACGUUCCGUUGAUGGAUUCCAAGGCAGAGAAAAGGAAGUGAUCGUUUUGUGCACCGUGCGAAGCAACCCGUCUGGAGACAUCGGCUUCGUCGCCGACCCGCGCCGGCUCAACGUGGGAAUCACGCGAGCGAAACGUGGAUUGAUCGUCCUCGGAAAUCGCAAAACUUUGUCAAACAAUGAGAUGUGGCGAAGUUGGUUUAAGUGGAUCGACGAACAAAACUGUGCGGUUUCCGACACUACAAAUUUCUAG